AUGUCGUCCAACAAUGAUGCUGUUACAACCCCAAUGAUAGAAAGAAAUCCCAAUGGCCUUCCUGGAAUGGACACCAGUGACCUGAACACAUUGACUGGAGAGGCUGUGUUAAGUUUUCAUAACAUCAGCUAUCGAGAAACAGUGCAGAGUGGCUUUCUAUGUCGUAAAAGAACACAUGUGACAGAAAGAUUAUCAAAUAUUAAUGGGAUCAUGAAACCUGGCCUCAAUGCCAUCAUGGGACCUCAGGACGGGAGCAGAACUUUGUUACUAAAUGUCUUAGCUGGAAGGAAAGAUCCACGUGGAUUAUCGGGAGAUAUUUUGAUAAAUGGAGAACCUCGUCCUGCUAAUUUCAAAUGUACGUCUGGUUAUGUCCCACAAAAAGAUGUGGUGAUGCGCACGGUGACUGUGAGAGAGAAUGUAGAGUUCUCAGCAGCUCUUCGACUUCCCAUGUCUAUGCCAAGAGAUGAGAAAAGAAGGAGAAUUAAUGAGGUCCUUGAACUUCUACAUCUGGAUGGGAAGUCAAAUGUCAAGCCUAGAACUAAGGAGCUUAGGAAGAGGACCAGUAUAGCAAUGGAGCUGGUCACUGAGCAUCCCAUUUUGUUUCUGGAUGACCCAACCACUGGCUUAGACAUGAUAGCUGCUAUUGAUGUCAUCUCAGUCCUGAGAAGAGUUUCCAUGGGGGCACCUCCUUCUUCAGAUUGGGAAAGUUAUAACUGUGAUUACCACAACAAUCCUGCAGACUUUUUCCUGGACAUCAUUACUGGAGGUUUCUCUGCUAUAUUAGACACAGAGGAAGAUGACCAUGAAUUCAACAAAUAUAAAGAGCUUUCUGAAGGACAGCGCCAAGUCACAAAAAACUUAACCAAUAUGUAUGCCCAGUCCUCCUUAUAUAGCAGAGUAAGAACUGAACUGGAUAUACUCUUAGAGGAACAGAAUUCAGGGAGGAGCUCAGCCUUAGAGGAGAUCACGUGUGCCACCCCUUUCUGGCAUCAGCUCUGGUGGAUUAUCUGUUCUUCGUUCAAAAAUUUCCUGGGAUUUUCAUGGGUCAUUGUGAUUCAGGUAAUUAUCACAGUCAUAAUGGCCAUAUUUGUGGGAAAAACUUUCCAUUUCCUACAAAAUGAUUGUUAUGAAGCCCAGAUAAGACAUGAGCAUGCCAGUGGAUACUACAGAAUGUCAUCAUAUUUCUUUGCGAAAUUGUUAGCUGAACUGGUAUCCAGGAGGUUAUUGACAAGAAUUAUAUUCACUGUUACAGUACUCAGCAUAGCAGGAAACAUAACAGAUGUGAAGGUAUUCUUCCGUAUGUUAUUUACCAUCAUGAUGUUGGCUUAUUCUGCCAGUUACCUGAGAUAUAUAGGAGCAGGGGAGAAUGCAACAGCUGUACCAAGAAUACUUUUGGCGUUCUACUUUGUGUCCAUUCUGCUUUCCUUAUUUCUGGAAAUAUAUUCAGUAACCUUACAACCUGGGCUUUCACUCUUGAAAUACAUUAGCAUUCUUCAUUAUGGAUACACAGCUCUGCUGCACAAUGAAUUCUUGGGACAAAACUUCUGUCCAGAAGACAAAAGAGCAGAAAUCAGUAGUUGUCAGAACUAUGUAAUAUGUACUGGUGAAGAAUUCUUGAUGAUCCAGGGCAUUGAUCUCUCACCAUGGGGCUUUUGGCAGAAUCAUGUGGCCUUAUCUUGUAUAAUGAUUAUCCUCUUAUCAAUUACUUAUAUGCAGUUAUUACCACAGAAGAAAGUAGGCAUUCUUAAGUCUGGCUGGAGGAAGUUUCAACAGUUGUUUAAAUAG
Messenger RNA from Mesocricetus auratus (golden hamster), 1785 nucleotides. Its product is annotated as ATP-binding cassette sub-family G member 3-like. Lineage: Eukaryota; Metazoa; Chordata; Mammalia; Rodentia; Cricetidae. The record is from RefSeq and is a predicted model, not a curated record. The transcript is spliced from 15 exons. The coding region runs from base 1 to 1785 and encodes 594 amino acids. Gene Ontology annotation, cellular component: plasma membrane. Gene Ontology annotation, molecular function: ABC-type transporter activity; ATP hydrolysis activity; ATP binding.